AUGUCCACGCGUCCUUUAGAGCAAUCAGCUCUUUCUUUAGAGUGGGUUCUUGGCGCGAAUACGUCAAUCAUCAAUGGUGUUAUUGAUUUAACAGAUGAUACUCGCAAAUGCUUUUUCUAUCCAACAGCACAUACAGGAAUUAUAUUAAAUACGGAAAAUAAUACUCAGACACUUUUAUCAGGCCAUCGCCAUACUAUCACUGCAGUUGCUGCAACAGUUGAUAAAGCAUUUAUUGCUACAGGUGACACUGGCGAUCAAUCUGCUUUAAUUGUUUGGGAUUCUCGCACAGCAGUUCCUGUUUUUACAAAGUUUAACCCACAUCCACAAGGUCUUUGCGCUUGUGCAUUCUCACAAAAAGGAAACUACAUUGCAACUUUAAGUUCUAAUGAAACUCCGCAGCAUCUUGCAAUCUGGAAUUGUACAACCGUCUCUGAUGAUCCUGAGCCAGUAGCUCUUAUAGAAAUUCCUUUCCCUGAUCAAAUGAAGUGCAUUCAGUUUAAUCCACGCGAUGAAACACAAAUUGUUACAAAUGGUGCACAAACAAUUAUCUUUUGGCAGUGGAAUCCCGCAACUACAGAAAUUUCAUACUACGCUCCUGCAGUUUCUUCACGCGAAUUAAAGAAACCUAUUGGCAACCUCAUUUACUCAAGAUAUCUUUCAGAAAACGACGAUGUCAUUUUAUCUACAUCAGAAGGAUCCGUUGUCCAUAUGGUUCGUGAUCCUUUUGCUUUACAUCAAGGAUUAGAUGCAGAACACAAGCCAGUCAAAGUAAUUGGCCUUCACAAAUCAGCAGUUACUACACUCGAAAUUCAUAAUAACUACAUUGUUACAGGUGGUGCCGAUGGAAUUGUCAAAUUCUACGAUUUCCAAUUCAGAUUAAUCGCAUGGUUCGAAGAAAUCAAGAAUGGUCCGAUCACAUCUAUCUCAUUUGCUAAUACUUCUAUGCCAAACGACCGAGAAAAAUUCUCAUGCCAACCAUUCAUCGUCGCUACAGCUACAGCCGCAGUUCUUCGACUUACAGAUCAAGUCUGCUUCGAUGUAACAGGCGCCCAUCAACCAGAGAUCCUUCUCCGAAACCAUACAGGCAAUGUAAAGGCAAUUGCCGUAAAUCCGAACGAUGGACGUGUAGUUACAGGCUCCGACAAAGGCGAAUUGAUUCAGUGGGACAUAGUCAAUCAUUUGGCCGUAAACAGAGUCGUAAUGGACAAAUUACAAGUAUCAGCAUUAAGAUACGAUCCAUGUGAAGACUUUUUAGCUGUUGGCUUCACUAACGGCAGCAUCUCUGUUGUUACAACAGAAAACUUCGAUGAAGUCUAUCAGCAGAGAAUUGCAAAAGGCGUUUCCAUCACAGAUAUCCAAUACAGCGCCGAUUCUUCAUUCCUUGCAUGUACAUUGAGUGACAACACGCUUGCCUUGUUCCGUUCUCUCGACAAACUCUCUCCAACAACUCCUAUGAUCAGCCAAGGUGCCGAUGACGACAAAGUACAGAUGACAACUAUCCAACAAGACAUGAAGAAGUGGGAAUACGUUGGUCGCCAUCGCAGCCAUUGGGAGCCAAUUACAGGACUUGCUUUCAUCGGCCAAGGCACUCAGGAAUCUCCUUUCAGACUAUUUACAAUUGGAAAAGACAGAAGAGUUGUCGAAUACGAUUACGCGACAUCUGCUUAUUUGGAUGGUGUCAAACUUAAAAUGGAAACAAAAGUAGAAAUGACGGCCAAACCAACGACAUUUGCAUGGACAUUGAAAGACAACAGACCAUUCUUUGUUGUUGCGAAUACAGAAGGAAAACUUAGAUUAUGGAAUGGCAUGACAAUGAUUUGUCGCAGUACAACAUUGGCUCCUUCUUUCGGAGGAGACAUUGUUCACAUGCAAUUCGUUGAAACAGGAAGACCAGCAAUUGUUUACGCGACAGAUUCAUGUAUAUUAGGUUUAGUUCUUUAUCCUUUGACAGGAAAUCCAAACGAGUCAAUGGGAUUAAUCGCACAUCCAACACAGAUAUCAAGAUUAGUCAUGUCUCGUGAUGAAUCUCGUGUUUUAGUUACAAGUGGUGUUGAUAAUUACAUUGGUAUUUUCACUUGCCAUCCAGAACAUUUAGAAGCAUCUGCACUUUUGGCAUCGAGAGAAGGAGAUCCAUUCAUUGCGAUGUUGGAAGGAGGUCAAGAUGGCCAAUUAUACCAGGAAAUCGUUGACUACUUCUACUCAAGUAUGCUCAGAGUUCAAGGAAAACUCACUGAUAAACCACACGAAAUUCCUCAAGUUGUUCCUAUCAGUGAAGUUGUUCCUCUUCUUUGCGCUUUAGGUUUCUAUCCAACACAGUACGAAGCUGAACUCAUUAAGAACGAGAUAUAUUAUUCAAAGUACUUGGAGACGAACAAAGAAACAGAGUUUGUCGACUUCCAAACUUUCUUGAGAUUGUUCUUGAAUCACAGACCUGUUGUUCCUCCUUCUUUGGAUGAUAUUGAACACGCCUUCAAAGUUCUCGGUGCUGAUGAACAAGGUUUGUUAUCUGUUAAAGACUUGUUCAACAUAUUACAGUCAAGUGGUGAGACAAUGCCAAUCGCUGACAUAGAGAAAUGCAUACAGACUUUAGUUGGCGAUGAGUUGCCGUCACAUUUGAACGCAUACGAGUUCGUAGAAAAUGUUUUAGGUUUGAUUUCUGGUGAAGAAGAAGAUUACAAUGAAAUAGCAACAGGAACUGACUCCGCAAACGCAACAAUGUCUGCAACAUCAAUAGGUAAUGGUCAGCCUCCUUCUGCUAAUAGUAAUGCACCAAGAGCUACUUUCGCUAAUAUUGAAACUGGUACUUCAAAGCCAAUGUAA
Molecule: messenger RNA, 2820 nt
Organism: Trichomonas vaginalis G3
Lineage: Eukaryota; Parabasalia; Trichomonadida; Trichomonadidae
Product: cilia- and flagella-associated protein 251 family
Exons: 1
Coding region: 1-2820 (939 amino acids)
Cellular component (GO): motile cilium
Molecular function (GO): calcium ion binding; protein binding
Source: RefSeq, a predicted model, not a curated record